UACUCUAGACUACAACAUCAAAUAGUAAUAACUAAACAAAAUAUGAAGGGUCACAAAACCAACCAGUCUGAUCGGGCAUGGUUUAUCGCCAUUGGUGUGUUCUUGGGGUUCGUCUCGGGUGCACUCUUAAUGUCGGCUUUUACGAGCCGAUGGUCAUCUAAUCAAUAUUCACUCACCUCCAUGCCCGUCCAAGGAAGGGCCAUCCUUCACUAUGCGACCUCAAAGAUAAUCCCACAACAAACCCUGGAAGAGGUUACAGAGUCAUUUAACGUACUACAAUCCUUAAGUCCAUGUAACUUUCUCAUAUACGGAUUAGGUUAUGAUUCCCUCAUGUGGGCUGGACUCAACCCAAAUGGGACCACCCUCUUUUUAGAGGAGUCCCCUGAGUGGGUCACCACAGUACUAAAAGAUGCACCGUUUUUGAACGCAAAAACAGUGCCAUACAGAACACAACUUAGAGACGCCGAUCAAAUACUAAAAACAUACAAAAAGAAUCCAGAUUGCCAAUUCUCUAGGGCUUUCUUAAAGGGUAACCAAAACUGCCUUUUGGCCUUAGAGAACCUACCAGAUGAGGUGUACCUACGAGAGUGGGACGUGAUCAUGGUCGACGCCCCAAGGGGGUACUCCCCGGAGCAUCCAGGGAGGAUGGCGGCGAUAUUCUCUGCAGCCGUGAUGGCGCGUGACCGGAAGCGUCCCGGGAAUACACACGUGUUCUUGCAUGAUGUUGAUAGACCAGUGGAGAAAAAGUUUGCGGAGGAAUUUUUGUGUAGUAAGUAUAGAGUUGGAGCUGUAGGAAGAUUAUGGCAUUUUGAGAUCCCACCAUCUGGACCUAUUAAUGAGGGUAAAACAAGUUUUUGUUAAGGAUGGAUCAAUCGAAUUUCUUUUUAUUAUUGUUGGUAUGUGAUCGUUACAUAGCGAGGUAAGGCUACGUAAAUUAUAUUGUUGUCUAAAAUAAUUACAUGUAUCGAAACUUACACUUAUAAUUUAUGAAGAGUACACAUAAUUAUUGGAUAAGCAUCAAACUCUCGACCUCAGAUUUAAUUUACAUGAGAGAUAUUAUAUUAUUGCUUUUAAUAUUUGCGACUUACAAAGUUUUUUACUUAUUUUUGAAAUUUAUUUCUUUAUACUACGUAUUUAUUUAUGAGGACUAUACAAAGUUUUCUUGUCUUAUUGGUAUAGUUUGUAGUUAUAUUGAUUUGGAUUGAGUUAUUUAAGGUCACAGUACGUACAUAUAUUUGAUAUAUAUACAUUGUGAAUCUUGUGAUGUAAUUUAUUUAUGCUUGAAAAGUAUAUAUUGAGGGAUGAUUCUACUGAUGACACCAAAACAUGCUGACUGGCAUGUUAUAGUUGGUCAAUUUUUCAUUUAUUUUUAAA
This is a messenger RNA of Chenopodium quinoa (quinoa), 1374 nucleotides long. Its product is annotated as probable methyltransferase At1g27930. The transcript has a single exon. NCBI's taxonomy places the organism in Eukaryota, Viridiplantae, Streptophyta, Magnoliopsida, Caryophyllales, Amaranthaceae. The record is from RefSeq and is a predicted model, not a curated record. Bases 43 to 861 code for a protein of 272 amino acids. Gene Ontology annotation, biological process: xylan biosynthetic process.